AUGAGUAUUGUUUGCUAUUUGGAAAUGAUACGAAGUCGUCUGAUACAAGAGUUAGUUCUAAAUCUUUGUGCAAAGCGCUACAGUAUUUCUGAGAAAAAUGCUUUUUCUGCAUUGGAUAUCUUAAUUUCUAGAGGUCAUUUGCAUACAGUUGAUUCGCCUAAGGGUAUAUUGUAUGGUACUAAUCCUUUUGUUGUGGCUUGCGGUCACUUGAAGAAUCCCACGUCCCUAUCAGCAAAAAUCAUAGCCAAAUAUAGUGGUGGAAUAAAUGGAAUACGGCCAGAAGUUUCCAUUGUACUUGGCCCUAAACGACCGCAUUCUGAAAGAUCACUAGACAGCUGUCCAUCUGAAGUUGAGCAGAACGACCCUACAACAAAUAAUGUUUGUCACUGUUCCAACAGGAGAUCAACAACAAACAGCUUACUAGUUCCUGGCAUCUCUGCUAUAAAUUGUUCAGACAAUACAGAAGUGGGUUAUGUUCACGUUAAGCAAGCAGACAAAAGUGAUUUCUCAACAGGUACUCAGUCUUAUGAAACAGAUAAUCUUCAACAUGGUACAAAGAUAUUUACUGUAUUGCCUGCUAGUCCAAUGAUUCAAGCCAAUUCUGAAAAUCAAAUGAUUAAUCUAACUCAUUAUCGCAUUGAAAAAGGUUCGUGUGAUAGCAUGAGUUCUGAACCCGGUUUCGAGAACUCAGAAAUGCCUCAAAUAACUAAUUCAAGACAUAGCAAUCGACAAAUGGAGGGCUAA
Messenger RNA from Trichobilharzia regenti, 744 nucleotides. NCBI's taxonomy places the organism in Eukaryota, Metazoa, Platyhelminthes, Trematoda, Strigeidida, Schistosomatidae. The record is from the annotation of a GenBank genome assembly.